Colletotrichum lupini is the source of this 1269-nucleotide messenger RNA. RefSeq lists its product as uncharacterized. NCBI's taxonomy places the organism in Eukaryota, Fungi, Ascomycota, Sordariomycetes, Glomerellales, Glomerellaceae. The transcript has 10 exons. The record is from RefSeq and is a predicted model, not a curated record. The coding region runs from base 1 to 1269 and encodes 422 amino acids.
AUGCCACUCGAAGCUACCUCAUCACUGAACAUCCUUCCGGCCAUUUGGCAGUACUGCAAUGAGUUGAUAUCGAAAGCGAUGCCGGCUGCUAUCUUUAGACGGACAAUACUCGACUGCCUUCAGGACGUGGCGCAAAUUACUCCACACGAGCCAUGCAAGGAUGUUCGUUUCCGGAGCCCCGACGUUGAGCAGCAGAAUCUUGCAUACCUCCGUGUGGUUUCCUUGAGAUGUUCGCAACUGCGUCUUCCUCCGAGGUCAUACCUGGAGCUGAAGCGAGACAGGCCGAGCUUGUACAACAGCAGAAACGCGUCUGGCCGUGCCGCGGAUCACAAGAUGAAUAUUGCUCGUGGACAUCGUUCCACUUCAGCAUGGACAUGCCGUUCUAUUUAUGACAUCUCCCGAUGGCAAGGUGGCACCAGUAAUACCGAGACAUAUCUCAAGAUGCCUUUCCCCCACGUGGCACUCAUAAACAUCUUCAACCGGCGUACCGCCCUUCAAGUUCGAUACAACUCAACGGAAGUUUGGCAAACCGCGCCCAUUCUCGGGAAAUCUCUCGCGCAUCUUAACGGCGCGGCCCAUAGGCGGAAAGUAAUAUUCGUUGUAAGACGAAGUACAGAGAAGCGCUCGUCUAUUCCGUCUGUCGGCUACAGUGACACGCCUGCGGCUAUGGAGCAUUGUAUUCAACGAGACGUAAAACCUUGGACGGUGCAUGAUCUGGGUUCCGACCAGCUGCCCGAGGCCGCGGCCCGCGAUGCGACCUUGCAGCGUUGCGGGACAGAUUUCUUUCUCAUACUUUACGUCCGCAUUUCCGCAGAAGCAACUGUCCUUGAACGCCUCAAGUUUCAACGGGGCAGAUGCAUCACGACCAUACCAAUGCUGCAUCGGAACGAUGCCCCGGUGGCUCGUCCCGUCGACCGGGCAGGACUCCUCAGGGCACAAAGUUGUGCUCUUUCGCCCCGAGCCCACACGUCAGCUUCUGCUACAACCCAAGGGCUUAUCGGAGCUUUCUUUACGGACGUUAUAAUUCAACGACUUGUCUUCGACCUGCGUGCCAUUUUUUCUUUCCUAGCAUUUGAGCUUAACGGCCGAAGGCAAAGCCAUCGGUUGAGGAACAUUGCCUUUGCCAGCCAGAAUCAAGCUCAAACGGCCGUUCUCAACCGGCCAGCGCUGGUUUGCAGCUUCGCGAUGGCGAAGAUCCAACGUGGAUCACUAAAUGAUUGGAGAAACUCGGUGCGGUCAUUCAUCGCCACCAGCGUCUCCAUGCCGUGA